UGACAGUCACUAAGAAACCAAAAUGCUAUCGCACUUGUCUACAGGCACUGGAGGUGUUGCCCUGGGCAUGUACAACACAGACAGCUCAAUCAGAGACUUUGCCCACAGCUCCUUCCAAAUGGCUCUGUCCAAAGUCUGGCCUCUCUACCUCAGCACCAAGAACACCAUCCUGAAGAAGUAUGACGGACGCUUUAAGGACAUCUUCCAGGAGAUCUACGAAAAAGAAUACAAAGCUCAAUUUGAAGCCAAAAAAAUCUGGUACGAGCACCGCCUCAUCGAUGAUAUGGUGGCCCAGGCCAUGAAGUCUGAGGGAGGCUUCAUCUGGGCCUGCAAGAACUACGAUGGAGACGUGCAGUCGGACUCCGUGGCACAAGGCUAUGGCUCUCUGGGUAUGAUGACCAGUGUUCUGAUCUGUCCCGAUGGACGCACAGUAGAGUCUGAGGCUGCUCAUGGCACAGUGACCCGUCACUACAGACAGCACCAGCAGGGCAAAGAGACCUCUACU
Messenger RNA from Cynoglossus semilaevis (tongue sole), 505 nucleotides. RefSeq names its product isocitrate dehydrogenase [NADP] cytoplasmic-like. The record is from RefSeq and is a predicted model, not a curated record. Gene Ontology annotation, molecular function: magnesium ion binding; isocitrate dehydrogenase (NADP+) activity; NAD binding. The annotation marks the transcript as partial. The transcript is spliced from 3 exons. Gene Ontology annotation, biological process: isocitrate metabolic process; NADP+ metabolic process. Gene Ontology annotation, cellular component: peroxisome; mitochondrion; cytosol. Lineage: Eukaryota; Metazoa; Chordata; Actinopteri; Pleuronectiformes; Cynoglossidae.